This is a messenger RNA of Sceloporus undulatus (fence lizard), 1727 nucleotides long. RefSeq lists its product as uncharacterized. NCBI's taxonomy places the organism in Eukaryota, Metazoa, Chordata, Lepidosauria, Squamata, Phrynosomatidae. The transcript has 3 exons. The coding region runs from base 314 to 1576 and encodes 420 amino acids. The record is from RefSeq and is a predicted model, not a curated record.
CAACAUUGUUGGCUUCCAAAAGGGGGCAAAUUUUAUUCUACUGACUGAUUAAUUACUCAGUGAACACGUUCAGCUUGAAGAGACAUUUUAAUUAUUCAGGGGCUGCAUGGAUGAUAAUAUAGGCCUUCUGUGUCUUCCCAGUCGUCCAGAUCUUGUCACGUGACACCAAGCCCCUGUUUUUGUGUACUUAAGGAAAUGUUUCCCUGGAUCAAAACCCACUGAAGGCAAGACCCAGAUAUCAGGCCAAGGUAACGUAACAGCCCUGGACAGGGAGUGUUUUGCUUAUUCUGACUGCUUUUGUUGGAACUUUGAAAUGAACAGCUGGCCUGUGCACAUAAACCGCCUGCAAUUGUUUUGGCUAAACUUCACUCCAUUCCUGAAGAGAACUUAUGACUCUUGCUUCAAAAAAGGUAGCAGGCUCUUCAAGGCCAUGAAGGUCCUCUCCAGCAGCAAGAGAUUAUGGAAAGAGUCGGUGCUGCUCAGAAGCCGUAAAAAAUUGUCCAACCUGCGCUUCCGCUGCAUCGUGGACCCAGUGAAGGUAACUGUGAGAAUGGGUAACCCACACGAGUCCAAGAUCUGCUGUACUCAGAUUGGCAGGAAAAGUAAAGCCUACUACUCUGGUGAGUGGUCAAGCCAUCAUGACACAGAUGACAAGAAAGCCAGUUGGUACAGGAACCAACAACGCCACCAAAACAGCCAGUCCAGCUCACACCUCUCUGACACAGAAACUCCCCAGCCAGCGUGUCCUGCUGGAUCAGUAGCCUCAUGGGUGCGUUUCAGCUUCAAUACUCCAGAGCGUGCAGCAGGAAGCAGCUCAGUCCAUUAUGGCAUUCCUGCCCGUAGCCACCAAAGGGCCACUGGUGAUAAACAAAACAGCUCAGAAGUUGCAGGAGAAGGUCUCCAAGGACAGAGGUUGCCACCACAUACUGUUGGUUUGAAUACAGAAGAGUCGGCUCCCCGCCGUUCAGAACACCCCCGUGAGCGCUUUAACUGUCCACCCAGUGAGACAAAUUUCAUCCCAAGUCCAAUCUUACCAGGCCCCAGGCGGGUUGUAUACUCCACUCUGGCUUCAGAUACUGUAUCCAGAACCCAUCUCAACAGUGAGGAUUAUGUCUACCCGCAUUCUCCAAGAGGUCCUCAGCAUCGUCUUGGGUUAGAGUGGCACCAGCGUUUGCCAGUGGCCCAACAAGCUGAGGUGUAUGUUUACCUUGUCAGCCCUCCCCCUCCUAGCCCAGAACACAACCCUGAGCAGCCCAACCAUCCCUUCUCAGCACCUCGGACUAUCUCUGGGAAGGAAAUGCUAACAAACCGGAUGUCUCUCAGCCAGAGCAGGGGCAGUUCCAGUCAGGGCCAUGGAGUCCAGGGGACCAGUGACACCCAUAAGCAACGCAAGAGCAUCUGGGAGAGAAAACAUCAGAGAAGGUCUCUGCAGCCCAAUUCAGAGUAUGAAAAGCUGGCAGGAAGCAAUGGCAGCCCCAACAUGGACCAUCAUGAACCAUUCCCUCAUAAUCCAUCUCUCUUGGCAGACAGAGGGAGGGGUGGACUUGAUGUUGUACCACCCACCAUUGCCAGCUAAUGAUGCCCAAUGAUGAGGGUGAGAGAGCCCAGCCAAGUUUAAUGCGGUGAAACAGCAGAUAGACUCCUUGGGUAAGGAAGAAACAACAUCUCCUGCUAUCUUCACUUGCAAACUUUGGGUAUCCUUGGGCUAGUUAAAAUAAAAGCAAAGC